AUGUCUGAAGUCCAUGGAGACUCAGAGCUGGUUGUGACAGGCCAAGAGCUUGAUUAUCCUCUGGCUCUGACACCGAGACAAGUGACUCUCCGGGAUAGGGUGACGGUGGCAACACUGAUGCCAUUCGCAUCUCCGGAAGAGGUACCCAAGCCACUCCUUAAAUAUCUCUCUGAUCAAUUCAACAAGGAAAUUGAGAAAGGAGACACAUAUGCUAUGUCCGAGCCCAUUCCACUAGCACAGUUUGGUCGUUACUGGUUCUCUAAUUUUGGUGUGGUCAUGCUGCUGGGUGAGAUUCAAAGUGCAGAGCAGACACAUGCUAUGGACAAAGCAGGUGCCAAUUGGACCAAAAUUUGCCUUGGAGGAUUUCAUAUUCGCCCAAAUUACCCUGGAUGGAGUAGCCAUGUUUGUAACGGUACUUUUAUCGUUACAGAUGCGGCUAGAAACAAAGGUGUAGGUAGGUUGAUGGGUGAAGGUUAUUUGGAGUGGGCACCUCGACUGGGGUAUACGUAUGCAGUAUUCAAUUUGGUCUACGAGAGCAAUGUUGCCUCCUGUCGCCUCUGGGAUUCCCUUGGGUUCAAGCGGAUCGGCAGAAUCCCGGGUGGAGGAAGGUUAAAGUCUCAGCCUGGGGAAUUUGUGGAUGCAAUCAUUUAUGGCAGAGGUCUUAGCUUGGACGGUGAAGAUUCAGUAUCACAAGAUCGGUUUGAGAAGAUCAGAUACUAUUUGAAGCACUCCAAGUACCCUGGAGGAGCGGACCGAGCCGAAAAGAGUCGACUGCGCAGCGCCGCCACCCAUUACAAGCUCAUAGAAGGAGAGGAGGGGGAACAGGAUAAGCUAAUGCUGAAGGACAAGGAAGUGGUAUCAGAUCCACAGCAACAGUAUGAUAUCGCCAAGGUGGUUCACCUCAAACAGCAUGCUGGAAUCAACAAAACUACCGCUGCUAUUGCGAUCAAAUACCACUGGGUGCGAAUCAAAGAGACUGUUAACCGAGUAAUUCGAGAUUGUCCCCAAUGCAAGGAAACGCUCAAAGCGCCGCCUAUUCCUGGUGCUAAAGAGGAGGAUGAGUCACCGCCUGUUGAUGCAUCGGAUAUGCCAGACAGUGCCAUGGAUCAUUCACAAGAACACAUGGAUGUUUCUCAACCGAUGGAUGAAGCACCAGAUGAGCCUCCCAGUCACCAUCCAUUUAUGAACCCGCCAGUGCCUCCUAACGUCCCUGUCCAUGUACCUGGUACGGUACAACCCGUGGCAAACUACCAGCCGCACAUGCCUCUCGAUCCUCAGAUAAUGCAACUACAGCAGCAAUUGCGGCGUUAUCAGCAGCAAAAUGCCAAUGCAAUGAAUGCUGGCUUUCCGCAGGGCCAUAAUAUGGGUAUAACGGGGUUUGAUGAUGCGAUGCGAUAUCACACAGCUAGUAAUGCGUAUCAAAUGAUGGUUGACGAUGGCUCCGAUCCUUUUCGACAAGAAGUGCUGGGACUGAUGAAUCCACCUCCGCACGACACUUUGCAACAUGACGCCGAACUCCUUUCAAAAUAUGGAUAUGGCAGUCCCUCCGAGGGAAAUUAUGAGUUCAACUGA
Molecule: messenger RNA, 1572 nt
Organism: Penicillium angulare
Lineage: Eukaryota; Fungi; Ascomycota; Eurotiomycetes; Eurotiales; Aspergillaceae
Product: putative histone acetyltransferase Spt10
Exons: 2
Coding region: 1-1572 (523 amino acids)
Molecular function (GO): acyltransferase activity, transferring groups other than amino-acyl groups
Source: RefSeq, a predicted model, not a curated record